Juglans microcarpa x Juglans regia is the source of this 553-nucleotide messenger RNA. Its product is annotated as protein transport protein Sec61 subunit beta-like. Bases 154 to 402 code for a protein of 82 amino acids. Gene Ontology annotation, cellular component: Sec61 translocon complex; endoplasmic reticulum membrane. The record is from RefSeq and is a predicted model, not a curated record. Gene Ontology annotation, biological process: intracellular protein transport. The transcript has 2 exons. Lineage: Eukaryota; Viridiplantae; Streptophyta; Magnoliopsida; Fagales; Juglandaceae.
UUUUUUUUUCACAUUAUUCAUUUGUAUCAUAUAAAUCGUCCCGGAAUAAACAUUCGGAGCAUCGUUAAUUCCGAAGUACUCAAGAACAGAAGAAAGGUAAGUUUGGGGAUCUUGAAAGGCAUACCAGCUCAGAGACACCGGGUCGACUCAGAAAUGGCUUUAGGCGGACCAACUCCACCAAGAGGAAGUGCAGCAGCUACUGCAAGCAUGCGCCGGAGGAGGACAACUAGUAGUGGGGCCUCCGGAGGUGCAGCCGGGACUAUGCUCCAGUUUUACACGGAUGAUGCCCCAGGACUCAAGAUCUCUCCAAAUGUUGUUCUUGUCAUGAGCAUUGGCUUCAUAGCCUUUGUUGCAAUCCUUCAUGUCAUGGGUAAGCUGUACUUUGUGCGUAAAGAGGCUUAGAAGGGCAUGAUGAUAGGUUCCUAAACUCAAUGUGGUGAAUUAUGGGUUUUCCAUUGACUUAGUAAUGUUUAAGGGACAAAAUGUAGUUGUAGUUUGUCAACUUUAAGAUUUUGCUUCUUCAUCAGAAUGAGAAUAUAGUCAUUGAAAAGCA